Molecule: messenger RNA, 725 nt
Organism: Lathyrus oleraceus (garden pea)
Lineage: Eukaryota; Viridiplantae; Streptophyta; Magnoliopsida; Fabales; Fabaceae
Exons: 2
Coding region: 309-725 (138 amino acids)
Molecular function (GO): zinc ion binding
Source: RefSeq, a predicted model, not a curated record
AGUUAUUUUUUCAAUACCCCCCUUAUGUUAUGUAGAUUCCUUCAUAGAACCCCCUAAUAUCCAGGUGGCAUGGAAUCUUGGUUUUUUAUUUCAGACGUGGCUUUUUAAUUUUUUUAUUUUCACAUGUGAAUCUUCAUUAGGUCUCCAGCAUGGCAUAAACUAGAAAUUAGGGUUCCAAAUCCAUCCCUCUCUCUCUUCGUGAAAUCCAUCCCUAUCCCAAAUCCAUCCCUCUCUCUCUUCGUGAAAUCCAUCCCUACCCCAAAUCCAUCCCUCUCUUCAUCUUCGUCCGUGUCCCCUUCAUCUAGGUUAUGGGUGGCAGCAAGGCAUCUUCCACGAGUGAAGUUGGAAACGGCUUACCAAGAUGUGGAUGCAAUGAAACCAUGAAGUUGUUGGUCUCCAAGUCAAUUGAAAACCCCGGUCGCAAAUUUUGGAAAUGCAGGAAUUAUAUGAAUGGGUGCGGUUUAUUUUUGUGGGAUGAUUUGGUCAGUGAGUUUGCAGUGAAAGAAACCAAUCCGUCCGGAUGCCGCCAAUGUGAAGUCAACAAGGCUUAUUUGAUUGAAUUUGCUAAAGAGAUUGUUGAGGAGAUAGAUUGCAGAGUCGGAAAGCUUAACAAGUUAGAAAAACUGAAGAAAAAGAUUGCAAUGGAAAAGAGGAAAAAUUUAUGGUUAAUGUUUGUAAUUGGUCUGUCAUGGAUGUUGAUAGCAGCUAUGGUUAAGUUAGUCUAA